Molecule: messenger RNA, 552 nt
Organism: Fusarium venenatum
Lineage: Eukaryota; Fungi; Ascomycota; Sordariomycetes; Hypocreales; Nectriaceae
Product: Rhodanese-like domain-containing protein
Cellular component (GO): mitochondrion
Molecular function (GO): thiosulfate-cyanide sulfurtransferase activity
Source: RefSeq, a predicted model, not a curated record
AUGGCAUCCCGUCGCACCUUCAUAUCCUCAGCUUUGCGCGCCUCAGUUGCCGUCCGACCCGCGCGGCCUAUCUUCACCAUCGCAGCCCGCACAGCAAGGCCAUCUCUGGCAUCACGAGCAUUUGCGCCCUUUGCUAAGUCGUUGCGAAGCUAUAGCGUCAAGGAAGAACCAACAAAAGACUUUAAGAAAUGGGAAUUCGAGGAAUUGAAAAAACUUGUGGAAGAUGGCACUCAUGAAGAUAUAAUCAUUGUUGAUGUCCGAGAACCGUACGAGCUCUUCGAGACAGGCAAAAUUCCCGGCGCGAUCAAUAUCCCCAUCACAACAGCAGUGCAGAGUUUCCAUAUCCCGGAGGAGGACUUUGAGGAGAUGUACGGCUUCGAGAGACCUUCAAAGGACAAAGAGCUAUUGUUUUACUGCAAAGCUGGCGUUCGCGCAAAGUCGGCCGCGCAUUUGGCUGAGCAUGCUGGCUGGAAGAAAGUGAGCGAUUAUCCCGGGAGCUGGUUAGAUUGGGCGGCGCAAAACGGGCCUGUUGAGAGUGUCAAGCGGUCUUAG